Molecule: messenger RNA, 564 nt
Organism: Trichomonas vaginalis G3
Lineage: Eukaryota; Parabasalia; Trichomonadida; Trichomonadidae
Exons: 1
Coding region: 1-564 (187 amino acids)
Source: RefSeq, a predicted model, not a curated record
AUGUUCGAGAAAAAGUUCAACAUUGAAGUACAAACUUUACAGCCUUUACGUGAGUUUCUUGCACAACUGAAAGAAGAAGGUAGUCAGCCACAACUUAUAGACUUUCAUUAUGAAUUUAAUGAAAAUGAAGAUGGAACUCAUGACUGUCAGUUUGUUGUAUUCUCACCAUUCAAUGAAGUCGCUAAAGAGAAAGAAAAUCCAUUACGUAUAAGAUUUCAAAUCUCUGAACCCAAUGAUGAUUUCAAGAAUGUUUUCAAUUAUGAUGCAAUGCUUCCGAGGAAAAAUGAAUUUUCAAAGAUUGUAACACCUGGCAUUUGGGAUAGAAAGCAAGCUAUAUUAUAUUCAAACUUAAGUAAGGGAGUUGAAAAUGAGUUCAUUGGUCAUACAAGAACUACACCACUGCCAAAUCCUAAAUACUAUAAAUUAACUGGCUUCAAUCGUGAGUUUUGGAUAGACAUGUUCUCCACUCAUGACCAUAACUGCCCAGUGUUCUUACCUCCAGACCAUAAGGACUGUCUCUACAUUGAAGCACAACUCUUAAAUUCUACAAUAGCUGUAUUGUAA